This is a messenger RNA of Nelumbo nucifera (sacred lotus), 1000 nucleotides long. The record is from RefSeq and is a predicted model, not a curated record. Lineage: Eukaryota; Viridiplantae; Streptophyta; Magnoliopsida; Proteales; Nelumbonaceae.
GCAAAUUACACUUACCAAUAAUUUGCUCAUAUCUACGGGUUUGCUUUUAAAAACCCCUCACAAAUUCCACCGAACCCUGUCCCUUUGAUUUUCUUUCUUUGUCUUGCGAGAGAGGGCUGCUUCUGCGUCUGCGUCUGCGUCUGCGUCUUCUGUAUCCUUUUUUUCGUUGUUCUUGAUUGCUUUCCCUAAAUCUCACCUUUAAUGGCGAACAGCAAUCUACCCCGGAGGAUUAUCAAGGAAACGCAGCGGCUUCUAAGCGAGCCAGCUCCCGGAAUCAGUGCUUCUCCUUCCGAAGACAAUAUGCGUUAUUUCAAUGUCAUGAUUCUUGGCCCGACGCAGUCUCCUUAUGAAGGAGGGGUUUUCAAGUUGGAGUUAUUUUUACCUGAAGAAUAUCCAAUGGCUGCACCCAAGGUAUGGUAUUCUUAUAACUCUGGCAGUUCUGACAUUUGGUUUCAGCUUGGUAGAAUAUGCCUUGAUAUCCUGAAAGACAAAUGGAGUCCUGCUCUACAGAUCCGAACUGUAUUAUUGAGCAUUCAAGCACUCCUGAGUGCUCCAAAUCCGGAUGAUCCUCUUUCUGAAAAUAUUGCCAAGCAUUGGAAGACAAAUGAGGCUGAGGCUGUUGAAACAGCAAAGGAGUGGACUCGUCUAUAUGCAAGUGGUGCCUGAUGAUGCAAUAAAAGCAUUUUCUAGCAAAUAACAUCUCUGAAAUGUAAGCUACUAAAUGGGCAUCGGGUUUUUCAAAUGGAAAUGGAAGUGGAAGAAUUGAUGUGACUGAACUAUCAGAGGUUAAUCUCGUCAAGCUCUUCAAUACCAGUUGUUAUUCGUCUUCCUCUUGUGGGAGGCGUCUGAGUCAAAUUUGUAUGAAUAGAUUUGUCUGCUGUUCUCCAUCUUUCUCAUGAUCAUCCUUGAUAUGAUUUAGUGCUAUACUUAAUUCCAUGCAUUGAUUCUGGAUGAAGGGUAUCAAUUUAGUUUAAGAGAAUGUUUGGGUGCAGAAUUCCAA